Messenger RNA from Exophiala dermatitidis NIH/UT8656, 1833 nucleotides. RefSeq names its product protein phosphatase. Gene Ontology annotation, molecular function: protein serine/threonine phosphatase activity; cation binding. The record is from RefSeq and is a predicted model, not a curated record. NCBI's taxonomy places the organism in Eukaryota, Fungi, Ascomycota, Eurotiomycetes, Chaetothyriales, Herpotrichiellaceae. Gene Ontology annotation, biological process: protein dephosphorylation. The transcript is spliced from 2 exons. The coding region runs from base 1 to 1833 and encodes 610 amino acids.
AUGUCGUACGGCAGCAGGGUGCUGCGUCCUUCGACCGAAUGCUAUUAUGACCUGCUUUCGACCUUCAUUCGGCAAACACGCCCUCAGACGCGGACCCGAGUUCGUUUUCCUGCGGAGCUUGAACGACGACAGUUUCACGACUACUUCGUCACCCAUUUGCCUUCUUCCUCGCUUCAUCCCGACUCUCGCUCCUUGACAGGCCUUGCCCAGAAGUUUUCCAGAAAAAAUGCGGCAGGAAAUACACCAGAUGGUAAGUCCGCGACGGCUGGCCACGCAUCCAUCUCGAGAGACACGACUGUUGUGCGUAUUCCCCUUAAGAGCGCGAAACAUCACUACGGAGCUGCAGUCUCUCGAGGCAGCCGACCCUACAAUGAAGAUUCGCAUCAGGCCGGGAUCAUCGAGAUUCCCGCAUUUGCGAAGAGACCACCCCCUUCAAUAACAAUGAGCCGGGCCAGGUCAAGGGAAGGGACCUCGGCCGACAGCGCUUCAGGAGAUCCCCAGGUGUUCUACUUCGCCGUCUUUGAUGGUCAUGGCGGCGCAGAGUGCAGCGAUUUUCUUAGAGCGUCGCUGCAUGAAUACAUUGAAAAGUCGGCUUUGUCUUUUGGAUUCCGCUCUAGCUUACGCCAGAAGGGCGGUGGCAAAGAAGGAACUGAUGUUACUGCUGGACUUCUCGACAUCGAGGCUGAACAGGCACAAAAAAGCAAAGCGGCUCUGGACUCGGUCCAGAUCAGCAAGGACGGAAAAGAAGCAGCGGACAACCGAUCCGGUGAGGCAGAAGCGAAAGUCUCCGCAUCGACCACUCGUCCUCCUUACCCCGGCGACCCGCCCUUGAUCCAGUGUGCAACCAAAGAGAAGAUCAGGGAACUGGAAGAGGAUCUGACCAAGAAGUGGAAGGAUCUUGUGGGUGGUUAUUUUCGGCGGUUUAGACCUGCUUACUUUUCCAUCUAUGAUCAGUACCAAAAGGAUGGGGAAGCUGGCGCUGCCUUGAAAGAAAGCGGCAAAGAUGUGGAAUGCGGCGCUGCCAUCGAAGAAGUCAUUACAUACGCCUUUUUGAAAGCAGACUAUGACUUUGUCGCCGCACAAGCUGCAAAGGAUAGUGAGACCAGGGAUAAUGCUAGGGCCGAGAGGCCUCUGAACGAGGAGGAAGUAUUAGGUGAACCCAGCAAGCUUGCGUCUCGCAUUGGCGGGCCCGUCAGGUUCAAAGGGGGCAGUACAUGCAGCAUUGCCCUGGUCUCGACGCCUUCGGCCACUCCCUUCUGGAACCCUGCCACCACCUCAUCGAUGCUGGUGGCACAUGUUGGAGACACAAGAAUUCUUCUGUGCUCGACCGCUACAGGUGCAGCAGUCCCACUGACUACGAACCACCAUCCGUCGUCGCCAGUCGAAAGCAACCGCUUACGACGCUACGCGGCGACAUUUGUGACGGAUUCUUUUGGCGAGGAGAGGAUUUCUGGUCUCGCCAACACACGUGCAUUUGGUGAUAUUGCCUCUAAGCGCAUCGGGGUCAGCGCAGAACCGGAAAUCAGAAGGGUUGAAUUGGGUCCCGCCGAGUAUUCGUUCAUGGUCUUGAUGUCGGACGGAGUGUCUGGAACUCUGGACGACCAGGAAGUGGUUGAUAUCGUCAAGGAGGCCAAGACUCCAGAGCAAGCCGCGCGGGACGUGGUCAAUUUCGCCACCGAGGUCUCGACCGAGGGCGACAAUGCCACCUGUCUAGUCGUGCGGAUGGGUGGAUGGGAGAGAAGGCAGGAGGGAGGACACGGAAGCUUGGGCACCAAGGAGAGCCGUGAUUAUAAGAGACAAAGUGCCGCCGAUCCUCGGACUCGACGGCAGUAG